CGCUGGCCGGAAGGAGCACGAGGGUCUGUUCGGUGCUAGCAGCCGGCAGCCGCUCGGGUCAUGGAGGAGAGCACGGGGCCGGGUGCCCGCAUCCGAGAGGGAGACUGCGCCGUGCUCAAGCGAGGCGAGGUCUUCAAGGCGGUGCCGAUCCUGAAGCGGAGAAAAGUUAUUUUUGAGAAGCAGUGGUUCUAUCUGGAUAAUGCCAUUGGACAUAUUUAUGGAACUACAUUUGAAGUAACAAGUGGUGGCAGCCUUCAGCCAAAGAAAGAAAUUGAAGAGCCUACCACAGAAACUAAAGAAGCAGGUACAGAUAAUCGUAACAUAGUUGACGAUGGAAAAUCUCAAAAACUGACACAUGAUGACAUAAAGGCUUUGAAGGACAAGGGUAUUAAAGGACAGGAAAUAGUUCAACAGUUAAUAGAGAACAGUACAACAUUCCGAGACAAGACAGAAUUUGCCCAAGAUAAGUACAUAAAGAAAAAGAAGAAAAAGUAUGAAGCAGUUAUUACAAUUGUAAAGCCAUCUACCCGUAUUCUUUCAACAAUGUAUUAUGCAAGGGAACCAGGAAAAAUCAACCAUUUGCGAUAUGACACUCUGGCUCAGAUGCUGACUUUGGGAAAUAUCCGCGCUGGCAACAAAAUGAUUGUGAUGGAAACCUGUGCGGGGCUGGUGCUGGGGGCAGUAAUGGAGCGCAUGGGAGGUUAUGGAUCUAUUAUUCAAAUGUAUCCACAAGGAGGACCUGUUAGAGCAGCCACCAGCUGCUUUGGAUUUCCAGCAUCUUUUUUCAACAGUCUUUAUGAAUUCCCUCUCAGCAAAGUGGACAGUCUUCUCUCUAGGACAUUUUCUAUAGAAACCUUGCCUUCAGAGUCUGAGGAUAACAUUCCAACGGAAGAAGAAAGCAAUGGGUCACUUGAUGAGAAGCCAGCUUCCAUACAGGAAACAGAAGAAGAAUCUACUACUGAAGCAGCCAUGGAGGGCAACCAAACAGAGGAGCAAGAAACAAUGGACCUUGCUGCUGAGGAUACAGAAAAUAAAGAGAGCAAAGAAAAAGGAAAUAAAGAAAAUAUUCGGGAAAAACAAAGAAAACAACAAGAGAGAAGGAAAAAGCUGGUAGAAGCUGCUGCUUUGUUGAAAGAGAAAAAUGCAGAUGGCUUAAUUGUAGCGGGCAGAUUCCAUCCAACUCCUUUGUUACUUUCAUUAUUGGAAUUUGUUGCUCCAUCAAGGCCUUUUGUUGUCUACUGCCAAUAUAAGGAGCCAUUAUUAGAAUGUUACACAAAACUCAGAGAAAAGGGUGGUGUUAUUAACCUCAAGCUGUCUGAAACCUGGCUACGAAAUUACCAGGUCUUGCCAGAUCGGAGCCAUCCAAAACUGACGAUGAGUGGAGGUGGGGGGUACCUGCUGUCUGGUAUUACUGUUGUCAUGGAUAAAGGCAAAUCAGACGCUGGCAGGUUAGAAGCACAGAAGACUGAAGAGCCAACAUCUAAAAAGCGCAAACUUGAGGAACUUCAUUCUUAGCAUCUAAAGAAUUGAUUUGUUUUUAGUUCUCAGAAGUAUUGUAGUUAGUAACAUAACUAAUGUACAUUCUGUGCUCUUGACAACGUGGAGAAAACAUACCAACUGUAUACCUGCCAACAGAAGCAAAAGACUUGUAUUCUAGACGAAGGGUUUUUUUCCAUUUCCUUUGUUAACACCGUGACAGGAAGAAGAAAUAUUUUAAAGGCCACCUUGUGCAGACAACACAAUGAAGAUUCAGUAACUUUGGAAAUGCUUUCCAACAAUCAUGCUAAAAAAGAGGCCAUGUGCUGAGACUAGAUCAGUGAAACAAUUUUAUUUGGUAGCUGUAAGAAUUGGAUGAGAUGCUGAAGUGUUUUCACAGAGAUUGGGUUUGAAUUAAGAAACUUUAUUUAGCUUCCUUUUGCCUUGCAGCUACAUCAGGUUAAAAUAAUCUGUAUAGUAAAUGAGUUCCCUUUUUACAUAUAGAACCCUGCCCCUUUUAAAUGAUUUUUUUUUAAAGAAGGAGAAUGAAAUGCAACAGGAUCAUGCACUUUUAUUCCUAAUGGGAAAAUGAAAAAAGGUUGAAAUGAAAAUGACAAAUUAAAACUGAAUUUUUACAUCUUGACCCUCUGUUCCUAAAAGCAAGAAAAUGCAAAACUUCAGGUGUAUGUAUAUAAGUGGGAAUACCAAAUGUUUAAUUUAAGUGCCCUUGUUGGGUAGCGCAUAUUUCCCUUUUUUGAAGGCAGAUUUAUAUUGUUUUUAUUCUUUUGUUAACCUGUGACAGUUUUGAAAACGGCCAUAUUUAUUUUGCUAUUAUGCUUCUUAUGGUGUGUAGAGUUUUUGUUAGCUUGCAAAAUGCUUUGUUUGCCACUUCAAUUAAACUCCAAGAAUUCUUUUCUAAAGAGGCAGGAAUUCUUUAUUGGUCGGGCAGUGAAAUGACUUGAGAAUGGGAAUGGGUACUCUUGACAACAUACACCCACCCACGUGGGCUGUCCGGAUGCAGUAGUGUGGACCUCUAAGCACAUGGGGGUUCCAUUGGUGCUGAUGGGUUUCUGCUUGGCCAGAACCCAGGGAUGGAAGCUGUAGCUCCAGCAUUUGCUUUUAUGAAAGGACUGCAUUAAAAGUGUUGUAUACUGCUAGCUAGAAGGGUAAUGCUUUUCAACAUUAGCUCAGAGUAGUCUAAAUGCACUGAAAUAAAAGCCUUAUUUAUUUUGCUUGA
This is a messenger RNA of Gavialis gangeticus (Gharial), 2713 nucleotides long. It is a transcript of the gene TRMT6, whose product is annotated as tRNA methyltransferase 6. Gene Ontology annotation, cellular component: nucleus; tRNA (m1A) methyltransferase complex. The record is from RefSeq and is a predicted model, not a curated record. The transcript is spliced from 11 exons. Bases 61 to 1515 code for a protein of 484 amino acids. Gene Ontology annotation, biological process: tRNA methylation. Lineage: Eukaryota; Metazoa; Chordata; Crocodylia; Gavialidae.